This is a messenger RNA of Cetraspora pellucida, 752 nucleotides long. The record is from the annotation of a GenBank genome assembly. Lineage: Eukaryota; Fungi; Glomeromycota; Glomeromycetes; Diversisporales; Gigasporaceae.
UUCCUAAGGACUCAAAAAUUUUAGAUUUUACAAGAAGAAAUGGUACCGGUGGUGAAAGUAUUUAUGGAGGAUCCUUUACUGAUGAAAAUAUGCGUCGUAAACAUGAUCAAGAAGGUCUCUUGACUAUGGCAAACAAGGGGCCAAAUACUAACAAUUCACAAUUCCUUAUAACUUUAAGGCCUACUCCCCAUUUGGAUGGUAAACAUGUAGUCUUUGGAAGAGUUGUUACUGGAUUUGAAGUCGUCCAAGCAAUUGAAAAUACGCCUGUAGACGAUGAUGAUCGCCCAAUUGGCAUUGCUAUGAUAGCACAGUGUGGUGAAUUGGAAUUGAAAAUUCCUCCGAACGUAAAAAUUAGAGAUAAAACCAAGCAAAAACACGUUGAGAAAAAAGAUUCAUCUGAAUCCUCACCUGAAUCUGGCUUUGGCUCACAGAAAAAGAAGCGCAAAAAACCUUCAAAGAGAACCAGAUCAGAGUCUUCUGACCUGUCAAGUGAAUCUAGCAGCGAAUCUGAGGAUGAACGUCACAAAAGCCAAGAUAAAAGCCGAGACAAGAGCCGAGAUAAAAGCCGUGAUAAAAGCCGUGGUCGUGAUGAUAGUCGUGAUCAAAGUCCAGUCCAAGAUCAAAAUCGAAGCCCGAUUCGGAAUAGUAAUCGUGAACGAGAUCGUUCCAGGUCUAAGUCUCCAUCCCCGCCAGUCAAAUACAAAGGCAGAGGAAGAUUGAAAUACUUCUCCACUUUGACUGCUUGGUAUUGA